AGUAGUUACUAAUAUUUUACUUCUUUUUAAGUCUCUGAAAACUUAUCUGAUAUUUUCUUCGUAAUUAUGUUAUUUUUGUAUGGGAGGUAUUGUCGCAAUGGUAUAUCUCUCUAAUGUAAUCUAUUAAUAUUAUUUUUGUUAUGGUAUGGACGAGUAACAUGCAUUGGUUGUCACAUUAUCGUAACAUCCUCUGCAAAACAUAAGCCUUAGUAAGGAAUCUGAAAAUAAUAGCAAGGAGAAUAAUAAUAAGAUUAAGUAGAGGAAAGUUGGUGAUAAUAUGAUUUAUCCAUCGUGUUACCUAGUUGAGUAAAGCGCGUUCGUAUUUAAUGCGGGCCGGUAUAUAAUAGUAGUUGGGGAGGGGAGGGUUUUUCCGUAAAUGUAAUUUGUAGCGUCGCAUUGGCAUACAAAACUGGAGAGCAGACGACGCAAGAGUUAAAAAAGAGGGGUAGGGCAGGGAAGGGAAGGGAAGAGCAGUCACUCUGAUUUUGAUUUUGAUUUUGAUUUUCGAGUCGUCUUCGUUUUGAAUCAGUACUUUGCAGUUGCAUUCAGCAACAGCGACAGCCAGUUCACAUUCAGCAGCAGCAGCAGCAGCAGCGAGCGCCUCUGCGUUUGUUUGAAAGACAUACCCGCCGUCUCUCUACCAACAACUCAAAAUGCCGUUCAAGCGUAGCCGGAUCGGAAGCUCUUCCACCCACCAGGAGAUGCCACCAGCCACAGUUAUGAAGGCCGGCGAGCCCUCCAAGAUUCUCGACAUCGAGUCCCCGCUUCGAGUCGGGCAACCCGAUCAGGUCAAAAUUGGGGGAUUUCUGGAGCGCUGUCAUUUCUGCAAGAAACGGAUUGCGCAAAAUUCCGAGGUCUUCAUGUAUAGCAACCUGUGUGCAUUCUGCUCGGCGGAGUGCCGCGACCGUCAAAUUGCACUGGACCGCUCUUGUGCAAAGAAACAGCCUGGAAAUUCCAAAGAGAAGGUUCCUGGAGGUUAGGGGAAAUUGGACAUUGGGUUCUUAAGCACCAAGUAUAUAUAGUAGUGACUGACCGAGUGGGGCAUGCAACAAUAAUACUAAAAUUAAAGAGUGCGUGCAUAUGCAUAUGUGCUAGUAGCUGCAGCGGGUUUUUUGGGUAUCAGCUCUGCACCAAUGCAUUGUAGGGACAUAUGAUAAUAAUCUACUUGCUUUGUAUUGUAUUGUAUUAUAAAAGUAUGUAUAUAGACCAAGUAUGAUGUGGGACCUCUGUGUGUGUGUGAAUUGUGGCAUCUUGUAUAUAGUAAUUAAGUAGUAGAGGAUGAUCUAUCUAAUCUAGCUAUCCCAUUCCCAUUCCCAUUCCCGUCCACCCUCGAAUGGGUUUAUUAUCUUGAUAAUACUCACCUUCAUUGUUUUGGUUUUCUGUCUGGCCUGAUGUGAUUAAGCUUUAGCAUUUCGCCGGGAAUAACGGCCUGCUGCUUGCUCUGACCAAAUGAGAAC
Molecule: messenger RNA, 1457 nt
Organism: Andrographis paniculata
Lineage: Eukaryota; Viridiplantae; Streptophyta; Magnoliopsida; Lamiales; Acanthaceae
Product: FCS-Like Zinc finger 10-like
Exons: 2
Coding region: 654-980 (108 amino acids)
Source: RefSeq, a predicted model, not a curated record